This is a messenger RNA of Chelonoidis abingdonii (Abingdon island giant tortoise), 1451 nucleotides long. RefSeq lists its product as uncharacterized. Gene Ontology annotation, molecular function: RNA polymerase II cis-regulatory region sequence-specific DNA binding; DNA-binding transcription repressor activity, RNA polymerase II-specific. NCBI's taxonomy places the organism in Eukaryota, Metazoa, Chordata, Testudines, Testudinidae. The record is from RefSeq and is a predicted model, not a curated record. Gene Ontology annotation, cellular component: nucleoplasm. Gene Ontology annotation, biological process: negative regulation of transcription by RNA polymerase II; regulation of cytokine production; regulation of immune system process.
UUCACCCAGGGGCAGGGGGCUCUGCUGGACCCCACUCAGAGAGCCUUCUACAGGGACGUCAUGCAGGAGAACUACGAGACACUGACCUCACUGGGAUUUCCAAUUCCCAAACCUGAGCUGAUCUCCCGCCUGGAACGAGGGGAAGAGCCGUGGGUCCCGGAUCUCCAGGUCUGCGAGGAAAGAGAGAGCCUGAGAGGCAACUGCACAGGUGCUGAGCGAGGGAGUGAAAACAAGGAGGAGAAUCAUCAUGAGGAGGUUCCUGGGGAAGUGAAACCACAGGGAACCUUUGUGGGAAGAGCUGAAGGGAAUUUUUCCCAGUGCUGGGACCAGGGAGAAGCCUGGGAAAAUUGGCAGAAGUCAGAGAAGCUGCUGGGGAACCACCCAAGAUAUAAACUGGAUGAAUCUAUUAAAUGUGGGAUUGGAGACAAGGAUCCCACAACCCAGCAGACAAAUUCCAAGGAAGACAAACGCUAUGAAUGCCUCAGUUAUGGGGAAGGAUUCAUUGUGAGAUCACAGCUUGUUACACAUCAGACAAUCCAUACUGGAGAGAAACCCCUUCAAUGCUUGGACUGUGGGGAAAGGUUCAAUAAUCGCUCAGCCCUGAAUAACCAUGGGAGAAGCCACAGAAGAGAGAAACCCCCUCAAUGCCUUGAGUGUGGAAAAUGUUUCAUUUGGAAGUCAGAACUAAUUAGACAUCAGCUAAGCCACACAGGAGAGAGACCCCAUAAGUGCUUUGACUGUGGGAGAAGUUUCAAACAGAGGUCAGACCUUGUUAAUCAUCAGGCAAUCCACACAGGAGAAAGACCCCAUAAGUGCUUGGACUGUGGGAAAUGUUUCAUACGGAGGUCAAUCCUUGUUAAUCAUCAGAGAAUCCACACAGGGGAGAGACCCCACAAGUGCGUGGACUGUGGGAAAAGUUUCACAUGGAGAUCAGACCUUAUUAAACAUGAGAGAAUCCACACAGGAGAGAGACCUCACAAGUGCUUGGACUGUGGGAAAAGUUUCAGUCGGAGGUCAGCUCUUUUAAAACAUCAGGCGUUACACACAGGAGAGAGACCGCAUAAGUGCGUGGACUGUGGAAAAAGUUUUAUACAGAGGUCAGACCUUGUUAAACAUCAGGCAAUCCACACCGGAGAGAGACCCCAUAAUUGUGUAGAUUGUGGGAAAAGUUUCAUGCGGAGGUCAGACCUUGUUAAACAUCAGGCAAUCCACACCGGAGAGAGACCCCAUAAGUGUGUGGAAUGUGGAAAAAGUUUCAUACAGAGGUCAGACCUUCUUAAACAUCAGAGAAUCCACACAGGAGAGCGAUACCCACAAGUGUUAUCUGUGGAAAAGGUUUCCAUAUGGCGGUCACACCUCGUUUAAAACAUCAGAGAAUCCGACACAGGAGAGAACCUCACAAGUGCUUAGACUGUGGAAUGUUUCCAUACAGAAGAUCAAACCUUGUUAGA